AUGCUGGUAGAGCCAGUGGUAGCACCACGUGAUGUGUACCAGUUCCCCUCCUUCAGCAUCUUCUCCCCGGAGCCCCUGGAGAAAGUGGACGAUGUUGAGGAAUCAGAAAAACCCGACGGUUUCGAGCGACCACCCUCGCCACUCGAGGAGGUCAUUCAGCAACCUCCCAAACUUUACGAACAGUUUCUAGAGAUCUUACAAGAAAGGAUUAAACCAAACGCAGCUUGCACGAACUUGUCUAUCGAGCACCAGGAAGGACUCAUUUCUAUAAUUUUCUCCGAGGUGUAUACAAUAUGGAACAGUUUAUGUGAGGCAAUAAAUGACCCCCAUCUGACCUCCACUCAGAACAAGAAGGUUCACAUCAUGCUGUUCAUUAAUGUUGUUGAGAUUUGUCAGGAACUGUUCUCUAAUUAUUUGAAUAGAAUCAAUAAGUUGGACGGUAAAGGUGUUUUCUCGAGGUCAGUUAAUGUGUCGCGUAUCAAGGGUUCCUUGAUAUCUGAAGCAAGUAAAUCACUAAAUGUUCACAGACUCCGACAGAAGAUUUUACAAGAGUUCAAAGUCCAAUCUGUCCCUUCCAGCCGAAAAACUGGACUUGAAGAUGAGUUCAAGGACGAUUUCUUGGGUUAUUUUGAUCGGAUGAUCCCAAAAGCAACAUCUGUAUCAAUAAUAGACCCUGAAUUAUCUCAGAAAGUAUCUGCAAUAGAGAGUAAACUGAGAUUUGCGCAGGUAGUUUCUGAGUUUAAGUCUGUAAGUGACGCCUCCAAGUCCCUAGCCAAGUCAUAUGGUUUCGAAGCUGCGGGCAGUGACGGUGAAGUCUCUUCUUUUACAACAGGAUCAUCACCUCACAAGCUACAGCAGGAGGACUCAGUCAUGUUCCGACACCGAGACCUGGAGUUUCUUCUCUCAGAAAACAGAGUCCCAGCUACUCAGAUGACGGUAGCUGAUGACGAAGAGGAGUUGGCGGCCGUGUUGCAAGCAUCAACCAAAGCAGCACCGCCCAAACGUAGACCACAACCAAGACGGGAGCGUCUAGAAUCUAUUCUGAGUGGUGAAAGUGUCGAUGUAUCUAAUCUUCCUGUCCAGCCGGCUAUCACUUCCAAUGUUAUGCCUGAUAAAACUGUAGUCAAAACAUCAGAUAUUCGCGUUUCAGAGAGGGUCCCUCAGUCGAACAUGAUUUUAGAUCUCUCACCUUGCUUGUACAACGAACUAUUAAACGAGAUAGAUGAAUCUGAUAUAGCUUUCCUUGACAGGAACCUCUUUAUGGGUCAGGAGAUAAAAGAUGUCUACAGUGAGAUCUACAAAACAAUCGACCAUGCUCACGUACAAUUUACAUCAGACAUGGAAAAACCGUGUCCAAACCUCCCAACAGCAGAUCAUUACUUCAACUCAGGAAUUAUGAGGAAGAAAAAGGUGAAAAACAGGAGAAUCAAUGAAAAGAUUAAAGUUACAGACAAACCACCCUGGGGAAUGAGUACUAGAGAAGAUUGGGAGGCUAACGUUCACUUUCAGGGCAAUGAUUCACACGGUGAUCCUAGCGAAGUGUUCCCUAGCCAGCUCCUCAAAGUUCCAGUUUUCUCCGAUUUCGACACCACCAACUUCAAGGGUGAUGCAAAGUCGUCAAGUAAAUCAUACACAAACUGGUUGCAGUGGUGGAAGUCAAUAAUGUCUGCGGAGGACUACUUCAAGUAUUUGUCCAUCCGGGAGAGCGAUUAUCUUGCUUUGGUAUUUCAUCUUUACGAUUCGGAGGAGGACAUGGACUCGGAUGAUGAACGUGAUAUUCUGCUGGAAAAAGAGCUGUUAAAGGAGCGUGAAAAGCGAGACCAGCUGUUGCAGGCAAUGUUGGAGGAGAAAAACAAAGUUGUCCCCGGUUUUUGGAAUGCCAACGCUAUAUUGAUGGGAGGACUAGGCAAGGAUCCAGAAUUAGAAGAGGGAACUUUAAGCGGUGAUCUUACCCCUGAAAAGAUCACCCAGCUUGUUCAGUCUAGUUCUACCCUCAGAAAAUAUCCUCGUUCAAAAUCUGCUGAAAGUUCCAGUACGAUGGCCCCGAAGAGUGUUAUGUCCAAAGAAUCAAAAACUGUUGCUUUUACUGUGUCACAAGAUGUAGUCAGUACUGGCAUGGCUUCUAUUGCAUUGGAAAGUAAGAUGUUGCAGGAACGCCUGAACAACAUUUGGAAGAAACUUGAAAUGCCCGAUAAUGAUAGGAUUGAUAUGACGAUCAAAUACUGCAAGAUCGAUUCGAAGAGUCUCAAAAAUGUUGUGGAUCUUUGGGAACACGCUUGCAAUGCUAUAUCUAGCCGUGAAAAACUUAUUUUAGAACUGGAAACAUUCGAAAAAGAUGCUUCAGAUCCACAGCGGCUGUUUGGCCAGAACAGCAAAACGUCCCGUAUUCUUGAGGAAAAGAAACGUUCAGCACUUCAUCGCCGCAUCAAAAAAUGCGAAAAACAAGUCAAUAACCACAUAAUAAAGGUACACAAAGAGCUUGGGGACACAGUUACAUAUCAAGGUCGAGUAUAUUUCGACAAAAUGGCACGUGACACAACGGAAAUGUUAUAUUGGCUGCAGCAGGAGCGCAGGCAGGCAGCACUUGAACAAGGAGGCAUGGUUAUGGUCGAUCUGCCACCUAUUUCCCCUUUAGAACUUGUAUGAGUUUAACACUUAGUUGCCUCUUACUGUAGAUAUUUAGUCAGACUAAAUUGUUUGGGUUGGGUUGAGACAAACGACAGAACUCAGAAUGAUUUUGUACAAUAAUUUAUAAAUAAAAUACAGAUAUAUCAGAACACAGAAUGUAAAUAGUUUUAUAUCUUUUAUAGUUUCUAUUUGAUUAUUUCAAUGAUAUCCAUGAUCAUGCAUUUUAAGAAAAUACAAUUCUUACUUAAUGUGUAAAAUGUAAUUAAUUAUUGAUUAUAAUCAAUUAAAUUCAGCUCAGCAACCAUGAUUGAUCUAGUCUUUUCUCGAUUAUUUAAGUUUAAGAUUAUGAUAAGUUGUAUGUGGGACAAAUGUAAACGCUUCUUUUGUGAACCACAAUGUUGUGACGCAUGUUGGUCCAGAUGUAAUAUAAUAGACAAUAGUCAUGCGGUUGACAAAAUAUAACAAUGCUAUGAUCUAAAUCGCAUGAUCCAUACGUCAGACGAAGCACAUUGACUACUUUGCGUAGCGCGCGAAAACAUUCUGGUUGGUAGUGGAGCACUGCGAUCAGCU
This is a messenger RNA of Bolinopsis microptera, 3198 nucleotides long. RefSeq names its product coiled-coil domain-containing protein 87-like. Lineage: Eukaryota; Metazoa; Ctenophora; Tentaculata; Lobata; Bolinopsidae. The coding region runs from base 1 to 2646 and encodes 881 amino acids. The transcript has a single exon. The record is from RefSeq and is a predicted model, not a curated record.